CAACAAACAAUCUCCCACCUGGUAAGUCAGAGCCUUUUCAAAUCCCAUCCGCGGCCGAAUCUUGCUGUCGCGCCUCGCCGACGCCUGUGGGAGGUCCCACAGAGCUCAGACGAUUGAGAGCUGGGCGCCAUGUCAAGCGUUUCUUCCUUCUCCGCUGCAUCAUAGGGCUGAGCUGUGCCUAUUUAUGCUUCUUCGCCCGCUCACAGCUCUCCGAUUCCGCAAUUGAUUUUUUCGAGUGAAGCUUUUACUGAUAGCAUUCACUUACAGUACCACCAACAUCAUGCCUAUCACAAAGAUUCACGCCCGCUCCGUCUACGACUCUCGUGGUAACCCCACCGUCGAGGUCGACAUCGUCACUGAGACCGGUCUGCACCGCGCCAUUGUCCCCUCAGGUGCCUCGACUGGCUCGCACGAGGCUUGCGAACUCCGCGAUGGAGACAAGACCAAGUGGGGUGGUAAGGGUGUCUCCAAGGCUGUCGCCAACGUCAACGACACCAUUGCCCCUGCUCUCAUCAAGGAGGGCCUCGAUGUGAAGGACCAGUCCGCCGUCGACGCUUUCUUGAACAAGCUUGAUGGCACUAAGAACAAGGAGAAGCUCGGUGCCAACGCCAUCCUUGGUGUCUCCAUGGCCAUCGCAAAGGCCGCAGCUGCCGAGAAGGGCGUUCCCCUCUACGCUCACAUCUCUGACUUGGCUGGCACCAAGAAGCCUUACGUCCUUCCCGUUCCCUUCCAAAACGUCCUCAACGGUGGCUCGCACGCCGGUGGCCGCCUUGCUUUCCAGGAAUUCAUGAUCGUCCCUUCCCAAGCUCCCACUUUCACCGAGGCUAUGCGCCAGGGUUCUGAAGUCUACCAGAAGCUCAAGACCCUUGCCAAGAAGAAGUACGGACAGUCUGCCGGAAACGUCGGUGACGAGGGUGGUGUCGCUCCCGAUAUUCAGUCCCCCGAGGAGGCCCUUGAUCUCAUCACUGAGGCUAUCGAAGCGGCCGGCUACACUGGCCAGGUCAAGAUCGCCAUGGAUGUUGCAUCCAGCGAAUUCUACAAGACCGAGGAGAAGAAGUACGACCUGGACUUCAAGAACCCCGACAGCGACAAGAGCAAGUGGCUCACCUACGAGCAGCUCGCUGAGCUGUACAAGUCCCUGGCUCAGAAGUACCCCAUUGUCAGCAUCGAGGACCCCUUCGCUGAGGACGACUGGGAGGCCUGGUCGUACUUCUACAAGACCUCCGACUUCCAGAUUGUCGGUGAUGACUUGACCGUCACAAACCCAGAGUUCAUCAAGAAGGCCAUUGAGCUGAAGUCUUGCAACGCUCUUCUGCUCAAGGUUAACCAGAUCGGCACCAUCACUGAGGCCAUUCAGGCUGCCAAGGAUGCUUACGGUGCCGGAUGGGGCGUCAUGGUCUCUCACCGCUCCGGUGAGACUGAGGAUGUCACCAUCGCAGACAUCGUCGUUGGUCUGCGUGCCGGACAGAUCAAGACUGGUGCGCCAGCCCGAUCUGAGCGUCUCGCCAAGCUCAACCAAAUUCUCCGCAUUGAGGAGGAGCUCGGUGACAACGCCAUCUACGCUGGUGACAACUACAGGACCGCUGUCAACUUGUAAGCAGUCGUUGGUAUGGAGUGAUGAAGCUAGGAAAAGCACGAACAUGAAAGUAGUGCGAUGAGUGAUGAUUCGAUAAUGAACGAAUAUGUAUAAGAAAUACACGAGAACGAUCGAUACCC
Messenger RNA from Dothidotthia symphoricarpi CBS 119687, 1716 nucleotides. RefSeq names its product enolase. The record is from RefSeq and is a predicted model, not a curated record. The transcript is spliced from 5 exons. Gene Ontology annotation, biological process: glycolytic process. Gene Ontology annotation, cellular component: phosphopyruvate hydratase complex. NCBI's taxonomy places the organism in Eukaryota, Fungi, Ascomycota, Dothideomycetes, Pleosporales, Dothidotthiaceae. Gene Ontology annotation, molecular function: phosphopyruvate hydratase activity; magnesium ion binding. The coding region runs from base 281 to 1597 and encodes 438 amino acids.